CUUUUAUAGGCUUCGGCUCCUCCCACCAUAGUAUAAUCCCUCCCCUGUGACAUUCAUGAUGUUCGGGUGAGGGCUGGGUUUUGGGUUUGUUAAGGGCCUGUAUUAGGUUUAGUGCCUCGGUCAGUAUAAUGGUUAGGGUAAGGGUAGUGAUGGGACGAGCAACACUGGUGCGUCAGCACUGUGCCGAGAGCCCAAGAGUGAAACCCUGUAUUGGUGCGUGUAUUGCUUUAAGAACUAAUCACGUGACCGAUCGGUUGAAUUUGUCGCGCCAAAGUGUGUUUAUAAGGAAUCAAACUGUAUCAACAUGUCGUGGGUUUGUUGGAUGGAGUUUUGCUGUUGCGUUAUUAUGGAUCGUUCAAGGAAGUUUUCCCCGGUGUGGAAUCAUUUUGAUCUUCUGACGCCAAACAAGGUGAAGUGUCGGCUCUGUUCUACAGAGCUGUCUUACAUCAAUAAGAGCACUUCAUCAAUGCUGAGGCAUUACAGAGCUCGGCAUGGUGGCGAUGAAGAAUCAGCAGAUACCCGUGAGAAUACCCCAGUUCCUAAGCAAGCAGUGGAUGAGGCAGUGGUCAACAUGAUCAUCAAAGACUGUCAGCCACUCAGCUUGGUUGAAAAUGAGGGAUUCAGGGAGCUCUUGAAGCUCAUCAUACCCUCGUAUGUUCUACCAAGCAGGAAGACCAUCAAGGCUUUGGUGAGCCAGAGGUAUGAGGAGGAAAAGGAGAAAACAAAAAAGGACCUCCAGAGCGCCGUUGCUGUUAGUUUAACAGCUGAUAUGUGGACAUCCAUGAAUAUGGAGGCAUAUCUAGCGGUUACUUGCCACUAUGUGGACAAAGAAAGCCAUGAACUCCAUACGUCAGUCUUGGGAGUGCAGCAUUUUCCUCAAAAACACACUGCUGAAAACAUGGCCACAGUUAAAAAGAGCCUCAUGGAGGAGUGGGGCAUAGCUGCAAAGGUCAGGUGUCUUGUCACUGAUGCAGCAGCAAACAUGAUUUCAUGUGCUCGGAUGCUGCAAAUACGCCAUACCAUUUGUAUAGCCCAUACCAUGAAUUUAAUUGUGAGGAAAUCAUGUGAUCAGGUCGAAACACUUACAGAAAUACGCAACAAAACACGACAAAUAGUGACGUACUUUCGAUCGAGCACUACUGCCAAAGAGAAGCUCACUCAAAUACAGCAGCAGCUGGGAACACCGGUCCAUAAAUUAAUCAAUGAGGUGCCAACAAGAUGGAACAGCACCUACCACAUGUUUGAAAGAAUGGCUGAGCAGAAGGAGGCAGUCUGGGUGUCACUGGCCACAUUAAAAAGGGACAUCACUCCACUGACUACGGAAGACUGUGACACCAUUGAAGAGAUGCUCAGGGUGCUUGCUCCUUUUGACCAAGCAACAACUGAACUGUCUGAGGAAAAAAGAGUCUCUGGGUCAAAGGUUAUUCCCAUGCUGAAAAUGGUCCACGUUGAGCUUCACCGUCAAGCCUCAACGGUGACAAAAACAGCUGCUAAACAGCUUGCAGAAAAUCUGAGAAAGCGGCAAACAGAAUGCAUCUCUAGCAUGGAAUCACUCAGUGUGAUGACACUGGCAACACUUUUGGAUCCUAGGUUCAAAACAAUUGGAUUCGUCAGCUCACUGAAGGCAACUGAAGCUGUCAAAAGACUGAAGUUGGAGUGUGCUGACCAAAUGAGGAGCCAAGAGCCUGACCCAGCAGAAGAAGGGCCUAGCUCUUCACAUGGAUCACAACCCAGUUCAGGGCACAAUCUCUGGGAAACUUUUGACAUGGAGGUUGAGGAGAACAAGAGGACCUCUAAUGCCACAGCUGAUUCGAUACUAGAAGUCCAACGCUACCUGGCAGAAAGCAACCUACCCAGAAAACAAGACCCAUUACAAUAUUGGAAGAGCAACGAGAGAGCUUAUCCACACCUUCAUGAGCUUGCACUGAAAUGUCUCUGCUUACCAUGUUCGUCUGUGCCAUGUGAGAGAGUAUUUUCUAAGGCGGGGGAGCUGGUGUCAAAGAGGAGAAAUCGCCUUGGAGCAAAGACACUUCAGAAACUGUUGCUCCUCAAUAAAAAUGCAUAA
Molecule: messenger RNA, 2065 nt
Organism: Cottoperca gobio
Lineage: Eukaryota; Metazoa; Chordata; Actinopteri; Perciformes; Bovichtidae
Product: zinc finger BED domain-containing protein 4-like
Exons: 5
Coding region: 305-2065 (586 amino acids)
Molecular function (GO): protein dimerization activity; DNA binding
Source: RefSeq, a predicted model, not a curated record